This is a messenger RNA of Carassius auratus (goldfish), 3031 nucleotides long. RefSeq names its product nuclear factor of activated T-cells, cytoplasmic 2-like. Gene Ontology annotation, cellular component: transcription regulator complex. The record is from RefSeq and is a predicted model, not a curated record. Gene Ontology annotation, biological process: calcineurin-NFAT signaling cascade; regulation of transcription by RNA polymerase II; cytokine production. NCBI's taxonomy places the organism in Eukaryota, Metazoa, Chordata, Actinopteri, Cypriniformes, Cyprinidae. Gene Ontology annotation, molecular function: RNA polymerase II cis-regulatory region sequence-specific DNA binding; transcription factor binding; DNA-binding transcription factor activity, RNA polymerase II-specific. Bases 128 to 1042 code for a protein of 304 amino acids. The transcript has 4 exons.
CAGCUUAACUUAAGCAACACAAUUUUAGCUAAUUUAAUCAACAUUUUUUUUCCUCUUUCUAUUUCCAGAUGGACAGCAAAUUUGGGAAUUGGAAGCUACAGUUGACAAAGACAAAAGCCAGCCGAGCAUGCUGUUCAUUGAAGUGCCUCCGUAUAGAGACCCAUCCAUUUGCCAUCCUGCCAAAGUCAACUUCUACGUAAUAAAUGGGAAACGGAAGCGCAGUCAACCUCAGCAUUUCACCUACAUGCCUCUACCAGUUCCCUCUAUUAAGAAAGAGCCAGUGGAUGAAUAUGAACCUGGUCCGAUGGGAUAUUCCUUGUCACAAAUGCUGGGGGUGUCUCCACAGCCAUACUAUAACCCUCGUGGGGUCAUCCCCCCAGACAGUGGUCUGGUACCUGGGCUCGUCCCCUGUCAGCAGACCCGCCUGGGUGUCUCCCCUCCAGACCACCGAUUUCAGCAGCAGAGUCCAGCCAUAAUGUACACCCGUCCUGGAAAGAGCUUGUCAAGCAGUCCUAUUUACUCUCAGACGGGAGCCACUAUGAUUCCAGACUCCCAUCGAUCAGUUCUGGUCCACACUGGUUCCCCAGCCCAGUCCUCUCAUCUGGCUGGCCAGCAUCCUUCCAAUCAGCAUCCCUCAAUCAUCCAGUUCUCUCCCACCAACCACCACCUGCUCAGAGGUGGGGAUCCUCCUGCGCCACCACCUCCAGAACAUCAACACAUCAUUUAUUGCGAGGGCUACAAUCAGCAUGGUCCUCAAGCCACAGCGGCAAAUCGUUCACCAGAACCAGCCCAGGCCCCUCAGCACCCUCAGAAUUACCCAACAGUCAUCCAACAACAGCCCUUCCUCCAGAGAGUGGCCAAAGACAGGUCACCACCUGUCCAAGCAGAGCCCCAGAGAUGUUCCUCAGCAGAAGAACAGAGAACCAGCGUUCCUGGACGUGUCACAGUCAAGCAGGAGAACUUGGACCAGGCCUACCUUGAUGAUGUGAAUGAGAUCAUAAGGAAGGAUCUGACAGGAGUGCCUGGCAGGGGUCAGACAUAGAGGAAACCCCUGAUUGGGAAGCACGCAGGACCCCUGGUGUGUUCACUAUUUCCCCGUGUAUCACCGUUCCCCUUCCUUCAGCGGUGCAGUGAAGCCCCUGACAAAAACUGGAUCAUUGACCACGUUUAACCAAACAUCCAUCUCCGUCUACUCCAGGAACAGCAGCGUGUUGAUGUGCAAAUGGUAUUAAAUUCCCCUGCUAUUAUAUGAUUUUUGAAAACUCGUCCAAUGUUGAUCUCAUAUGUCAAAGCUGUCAGAAACUCAAGCCUUCAUAAACAGUUUGGAUUGGACAGGUGGAUUUAAGUCCAUUUUUUCCUUUUUGUGGGUCUUUUAUUCCAUAGCCUUUUGACUCACAUCAAUUAACUCACUCAGAUUAGUGUAUUUCAAGCAAUAACCUCAUCAUCUGUGAGAAUAAACUAUUACUGUCCCCAAAACAAGAGGUUUGCACAUACUUCUGAAUGGAAAGUGGAUGAAUACAUAACACCAUUGACAUAUGUGUCUAAGAAUAGCCCUUUUUUAUUAUUAUUAUUAUUAGGUGAACCCACGUGUACAUCAAUCCAAAGUUAUGGGGGAAAAAAGCCUUAAUAUUUUAAUUACUAUAAGCAAAUGCACUGUUCAUGAAGGGAACUCUUCAAAACAGAUUAUGCACUUCUUGUCAGCGAAUUAUAUAUUAUUUAAGGUUUCUCAGCUAAAUGAGAUUUGUUUAUAAUCAUGUAGAUGCUGAGCUAAUAUAGCAAAAAAAAACAAAAAACAAUGAAGUGAUAUUUUUUUCUUUGUAAUGUAAUUUAACAGCUGUGCCUUUUCCUAAAGUGCCUUUUCCUAAAGUGCUGUCAUUCUACCAAAACGCAGAACAAGCGAACCAAAAAGGAAUGGAAAUACAUGUACCUUGUGUCAAGUCAGAGCCCAUAAUGCCCUGCACUACAUUAAGGUUCUGAAAACAUCUUUGUGCCAUACUAAAACUGUGUGGUUAUCAUAUUUUAUUAUUGUUUAUUUGUGUACUCGUGACCUUACCAGUUCCAUCUGUUCUACUUAUGAAUAUACAACACUUGAAAUAUUCAAGUUUUGUGUCCCAUGUUAAACUUUAGGUUAGAUUUAUAACAGAUCUGUCUCAUGGAGGAUUUUUUUUUAACUGCUUUGCUUUUAUGAUAUGCAUAUAUAUGUAUUGUGUAUGUAAUGUUUGUGUAAAUGUAGCACAUUCAUGGGAAUCACUUUCUGUACAUAGUAGAUGCAGUCUGCAUGUCUCCAACACAGUCACAUUCGUUUUCUCAUCUGAAUGCAAACUGAAAAAAUGAGAAUUUAUUGAAGUAACAAAUUAAUUAAUAAUUAAAUUAAUUAUUCAUUAAGAAGCAUCAGCUUAUGUUCAAAGGCUUCUUUCUGAAAGUAUUUUUGAAAGCAAUCCUGCCAACUUAAAAAUAAAAUUAAUAAGCAGUUAUGCAAUAUAUAUUUAUGUCUUUACAAUUUUGGCUGAAUAAUUAAGAGAGUUAUUUCAUUUGUAUUAUCUCAAAUUUAUUUUGGAAUACGUUAUAAAAAGAGUGAUGCUAAUGUUUCCAUGGAGCCAAUGUACAGUACAGUGGGCAUAACAACACAACUAUAUUCAGAAUGUAAACCUUUUCUUUUUAUUGUGAAUAGAUUGCUUCAAAAGUGUAAAGACUGUUUCAAUCAUUUGUUAUUUUAAGAAUCAGAUAGUCAAAAUAGGAAGAGAAUAUUUAUAUGAACUGAAUCAGUUGUUCUCUUUACAUUUAAUAUAUCUUAUAACCAAGGCAAUGAACUGCCAAAGCUUUUGCUGCAUAAAAACAAAUUGCAUAUAAUUUUUUAUAUAUUAAGGUAAAAUUCCAAAAGAGAGACCAAUUCUAUUUUUUAUUUCAUUUGUCAUGAUUAUAUUCAUGUUUUGGCUUAAGCAUGUCUAACCUAAUAUGUUCAAACUGUUUUAGUUUUUUUAAUAAACCUAGCUGAGAACUGAAAGCAAUAAAACUGAAAGCUUUAACGAGA